AUGAUAGUAACGGUAAAGCCCGAGCAUGGAAAAGCAUGGAUUUUCUUGAAGCCUUUUACCAUGGAAAUGUGGGCAGUAACUGCUACCAUUUUGCUCUACACUGUGUUCAUAGUCUGGCUUUUGGAGCGUCAAUCGAAUCCGGAGUUUACAGGCCCAUGGCAGAAUCAACUGGGGACUUCACUUUGGUUCACAUCCACCUCACUGUUCUUUGCACAGAGGGAAAGGGUUCACAAUAGUUACACUCGCGUAGUGGUGGUGGUAUGGCUCUUCGUUGUCUUAGUUUUAUCCUCAAGCUACACUGCAAGUUUCUCCUCAAUGCUCACUGUCCAACGCCUAGAACCGAACAAAACAGACAUAGAGUGGCUGAAGAAGAACAAUGCACCAGUAGGUUGUGGCAUCAAUUCGUUUAUAAAACAGUAUCUACAAAAUGUGCUUAAAUUUGACCCUAGAAACAUCAAGAGCAUCAUCAGUGAAUACGACUACCCAGCCGAAUUCGAGAGUGGCAAUAUCACUGCAGCAUUUGUUGAACUCCCUUAUUCGAAGGCGUUCAUGAAUCAUUUUUGCAAGGGGUACACUGUUGCCACACCCACAGAUGGAGUUGCUCACAGACUUGGAGGCUUUGGAUUUGUAUUUCAGAAAGGCUCUCCAAUUGUUAAAGAUGUCUCCCAAGCUAUUCUGACCUUAUCAGAGAAUGGUAGGUUGGAACAAUUGGAAACUAAAUGGUUUACUGCUUCUCCCAAGUGUCUAAACUCUCAAACUCCUGACACGAUUGAUAGCUUGAGUUGGCAAAGUUUUUGGGGUCUCUACCUCUUCUCAGCCUUCAUUUCCACCAUAUGUUAUCUAUUAUUUGCAACUCACCAGUCAUACAAGGGAGAUAUUGCUUUGAUUUAUGGAACUAUGUUGUAUAAGUUGGCCGGGUUGGUAAAGUAUUUUCAUAUCAUAGUGAGAAAACUACAAGGUACAACUCCAAACACUGUUCAAGCAUUAGGGGUUUAUGAAUGCAACUCUUCUAGUAUUGAGUACACAAGUUCUUCAGAGACUUCGGAGCAAUCUCAAGCACCGACGUCGAUUGAGGUUAAAGUUACCAAUCCUGAUGAAGAAAGGCGUGUUCCUUUGUCACUUGCAGUCUCGAGUUCAAGUUAUAGAAAGACUUAUUGGGCAUAA
Ilex paraguariensis (yerba mate) is the source of this 1164-nucleotide messenger RNA. NCBI's taxonomy places the organism in Eukaryota, Viridiplantae, Streptophyta, Magnoliopsida, Aquifoliales, Aquifoliaceae. The record is from the annotation of a GenBank genome assembly.